GGUAGAACGGUUGGAAAGAGUAAGAGAGUAUUCGUACGCUUGUAUUUAGGAGGAAAAUCGUGACUGCUUGAUCGCGUUUAAUAUUUUUCUAUAUAUCGUUCCGAUUUAACAGAAUAUCACUGAUAUAUUUUAUAUAAAGAUGAACGUGACUGAAAGCGUACAAACCGUACUUGGAAGGAUAAGACUUCCAGAACUCGGCCGAGUUUUGACACACGAACAUGUCGCUGUGGAUUUUACCGCGUUUUACACAGCACCACCGAAUAGAUUAACACGUUUCUUGAAUGAUCAAAUCAAGCUUCAUACUCUCGGAUUGGUGAAACAGUAUCCAUAUAGUAACAUGUAUAAUAUCAAAUUCAAUGAUGUCGAAACCGCUUACGCCGUGUUAGAAGAUCUAAGAUUACUUCGCUACUUUGGCGGUGGUACUAUAGUGGAAAACAGUAGCCACGGUUUGAAACGCGAUGUUUUAUUGAUGAAAACGCUCAGUGAAAAGACUGGAAUUAAUAUUAUAGCUGGCACAGGAUUCUACGUUGCGAAAGUACAGAACGCUAGUACUUUGAAUUUAUCCAUCGAAAAUAUGUAUAACGUGAUUAUGAAAGAAAUGACCGAAGGUUGCGAGGAGUGUUCCCUGAUCAAAACGGGAUUUAUCGGAGAAGUUGGAACUUCUUUGCCGAUCGAAGAUUUUGAGAGACGCUCAAUACAGGCUACUGCAGCAGCUCAAGCACAACUACGAUGCCCCGUUAGUUUCCAUCCGGGAAGAGAUUCGAGUUUACCUGCCGAAAUAAUCAGAAUUUAUGAGGAAGCGGGCGGAGAUUCGCGCAAGGCUGUAAUGUCCCAUCUCGAUCGUACUUUCACCGAUAAAGAAGCUCUGCUGGAAUUCGCGGAUGACACUAGGUGUUAUUGUCAGUUUGAUCUCUUUGGCACCGAAUGUUCUUUCUAUCAAUUGAAUCCAUUAGUUGACAUGUUAUCCGAUGCACAACGUGUCGAUUACGUUCAGAUUUUACGAGACGAGGGAAAACUAGAAAGAGUACUUAUGAGUCAUGAUAUUCACACUAAACAUCGUUUGGUUAAUUACGGAGGUCACGGUUACGCUCAUCUCUACAACAACGUACUCCCGAAGUUUAGAAUGAGAGGAUUUUCCGAAGAGGAAAUAGAGACGUUGAUUGUUACCAAUCCGAAAGAGUGGCUCUUCUUUUAAAUUCUUUUUUGUUACUAUAUAUAUAUAAUGCACUCGUUGAAUUAACAUUUUAUUCGAUCAUUUAUUAAUAAAUUAAGAUAAUCUUUUUUUCA
Messenger RNA from Vespula vulgaris, 1287 nucleotides. RefSeq names its product phosphotriesterase-related protein. The transcript is spliced from 7 exons. Lineage: Eukaryota; Metazoa; Arthropoda; Insecta; Hymenoptera; Vespidae. The record is from RefSeq and is a predicted model, not a curated record. Gene Ontology annotation, molecular function: zinc ion binding. Gene Ontology annotation, biological process: catabolic process. Bases 140 to 1195 code for a protein of 351 amino acids.